CGAGCUGAAGUGGACUUGGUCAGCACUUUUUGGGCCACUGACCGAGACCAGUCUUCGCUGAAUAACUCGCUUUCUCGGUCAAACUUGGACUUUCCAACCCAGAUCUUCCUUCCUACGUGUCUUCUUUGCAACUCAAACGAACUCCAUUUAAAUACGAGACCUUCAAUUCAUUCUGUAAGCAUCAAGCCUUCGCUCCAUCAACCUUACUUCCACACUCCUCUCUCUCUGCUCUACCCUCAAACCAUUCAAGAACAAAUCAAUCUAAUUUCAAAACCCUUCUGGCUACUUCCAUGUUUAUAGCUCCUACUUUACCAUUCAACGGUUCUUCCAUAUUUCCCUCGUUUCGAGUUCCAGAUCCACUGCAGAAGAAGAAGCCGCUGGUUCUAGCUAAAAGUGCAUUCCCAGAGAGUAGAAGCGGCGCUCUCUGACAUGAACUAGAUAUAAAGCACCAUAUUUCUCGAAGACAAGGUCAUUACUCUAACGAGAUUGUACAAAAAUGGAGGAUAAAAUGAGGUGGGAGCCAAGCAUACUCAUGAAUGAGCUGCUUCAAGGAAUGGAGGCAGCGAGGAAGUUGAGCGCAGAUUUUAGGACAGAAUCUUCAGUAGAGACCAGGGAUUUGCUGGUACAGAGGAUAUUAUCAUCUUAUGAAAAGGCUCUACUAAUUCUGAAAUGGAAUGCAUCAAAUACCGAUCCUCUUCCCAUAGAGGGAGUUUCUGGUUUGCCGCCGGAGUCUCCAAUGUGUGCCAACGUAAGCCCUUUGAGAGAUGACAUUGACGGAGACAUCAAAGAUCACCCUGAAUUUAAAUUAGACUCCAAGAAAAGAAAGAUGAUGCCCACAUGGAUGGAACAAGUAAGAUCUAGCUCAGAGACUGCCCUUGAAGGACCCCAUGAUGAUGGCUUCAGCUGGAGAAAAUAUGGACAGAAAGACAUCCUAGGUGCCAAAUAUCCUAGGAGUUACUAUAGGUGCACUUUCCGCAAGACUCAGAACUGCUGGGCCACGAAGCAAAUACAAAGAUCAGAUGAAGACCCUACUGUAUUUGACAUCACUUACCGAGGAAGGCAUACUUGUUCCCUGGGAAAUAAUUCUGUUCAACCACCUAAGUCCCCAGACAAACAGGAGAAACUAAAUAAUUAUGAAAGUGAUAUCCGCCAUCACGAGCCAUUACAAGAGAGCCUAGUGAAAUUUAGAAAUAACUUGAGUGUCAGUACAGGUAACCUUCAACACGACGAGAUGGCAAAUCCGUUUACUUUCCUUUCAACUUCCUCUGGAUACAUCACACCAGAAAGCCACAAUUUACCUCCCUUGGCACUAGAGAAUGAUUCCUUCUGGGGGAACCUUUCACAAACAGACAUGCUGUCCCCAAACACGCCACAAUCAUACUAUUUACCAUCUCUGUCUUUCAAGAUGGAUGAGUUCCAUGGCAUCAAACACCAGCCAUGCUCGGAAUCUGACAUUACUGAGAUCAUUUCAGCCAACACAUCAGCCAGCAAUUCUCCAAUUCUUGAUUUUAAUUUCCCUAUUGAUCCAGCGGAAAUUGAUCCAAAUUUCCCCUUUGACACGCCUGGGCUUUUCCCAUAAUUUUGAGCAUUAGAGAUGUACCAUACGAAUAAUUUUCAAUAUUUGCUGCAAGAACUGAUCAAUCACGCCUGUUAACCAUACCACGAACUCUUAGAUAGGAAAGCUGUAGAUCACAAAACAAUGGAGCAGCAAUGAUAGCAAUAAGAAAUUUCACUGUAGUUGAGAUUGCAA
Prosopis cineraria is the source of this 1750-nucleotide messenger RNA. Its product is annotated as probable WRKY transcription factor 41. The record is from RefSeq and is a predicted model, not a curated record. Gene Ontology annotation, cellular component: nucleus. Gene Ontology annotation, biological process: regulation of DNA-templated transcription. NCBI's taxonomy places the organism in Eukaryota, Viridiplantae, Streptophyta, Magnoliopsida, Fabales, Fabaceae. The transcript has 3 exons. Gene Ontology annotation, molecular function: transcription cis-regulatory region binding; DNA-binding transcription factor activity. Bases 497 to 1579 code for a protein of 360 amino acids.